AUGGCCACAUCCGCGCGACUUCUUGACAACGCGAUGAAGAACCUGGGGAAGGAAGUGGAGCUCAAAGAUUUAGGAGAGCCCACCUACAUCUUGGGUAUAGAAGUAAAACACGACAAACUCCGCAAGACGUUGACCAUCAACCAGAGGAAAUACGUCGACGAAAUUUUGAAAAGUUUUAACAUGGAAGACAGCAAACAAGUAAAAACACCGAUAGAGGUAGGACGAAGCGCAACGACCGAAGAAACGUCCGAGAACAUCUCCGACCCCAACGUCCCAUACAAAAACCUCAUAGGCAACCUGAUGUAUUUAGUUCAGGGUACUCACCCUGACAUCGCCUUCGCAGCGAAUUUCCUAAGUCAGUUUAACUCAAACUACACGCAACACCACUGGCGGAUGGCAAAGAGAAUACUCCGGUACCUCAAGGGGACGCGGAAUGCUGGAAUAACUUACACCGCCUGCAAAGAACCGUUAGUCGGGUUCAGCGACGCCAGCCGGAACGAGUACAACACUGGGAGGUCCAGAAGCGCCUAUGUUUACACCUUGUCCAAAGGAGCGAUCAGCUGGCGAUCAGCGAAGCAACAACUUGUGGCGUUGUCGACAUGCGAAGCCGAAUACAUUGCGCUCACAGAAGCCAUGAAAGAAGGCAAAUGGCUGAAAACACGUCUGACGGAGCUUGGGUUCGACCAGUACGGAACCUGA
Molecule: messenger RNA, 699 nt
Organism: Ornithodoros turicata
Lineage: Eukaryota; Metazoa; Arthropoda; Arachnida; Ixodida; Argasidae
Exons: 1
Coding region: 1-699 (232 amino acids)
Source: RefSeq, a predicted model, not a curated record